Molecule: messenger RNA, 3182 nt
Organism: Benincasa hispida (wax gourd)
Lineage: Eukaryota; Viridiplantae; Streptophyta; Magnoliopsida; Cucurbitales; Cucurbitaceae
Product: cysteine-rich receptor-like protein kinase 2
Biological process (GO): protein phosphorylation
Molecular function (GO): protein kinase activity; ATP binding
Source: RefSeq, a predicted model, not a curated record
AAUAUUGAAUUCGACUACUCUUUUCUUUUAUAAAAAACAAAGAGUUUAUUUUGCUAGCAACCCUACCUGUACCAUAAAUUCAACAUAGACUCAAUUAAUUAAGUUUCAGGCUUAUAAAAAUGGGGGAGUCAUAUGAAUACUAGAUCUUUUUUUUUUCUCUCUCUCACUUAUUUGAUCGAGCAUUUCCUUGGAAAAUUCAAGGUCAUGGAUUUGUUGAAACCCCGGCAACCUCAAUUCAAAAGAAAUAAAUAAAAUAAAUAACAAAAUGGCCUUCUUGAUUGGGUUAGGUUUUUCUCGUCCUCUUUUUCUACAACAUCCGCAGAAUUUUGGUUUCAACCUUUUUCCCCUUUUUGACCGUCGAGCGCCCUAGGAAUGGGAAAACAUGAAACAAUCUUGAGAAUGAUCUUUCGCUAUUAUUUAUUAAAAAAGAAACAAAAAAUUAAAAAUAGAGUUCAAAAUUUUAUUUAAUUUUAGGUAGAAUUUCAUAAGAACUAUUUCCAAAUAUUUUCGUAACUAUAUGAAUUUGAGGAAUGAGAAAGCGAGGGCCAGGUGGUAUUAUUUUACGAUCAUUUCAUUAGUUAGCAAAAUAAUAGCUUGCAAGAAAAGAAAGAGAAGAAGCCGCCGUUGUUGACUGAAAAUGGUGAUGAGAGAGAGAGGCCUUAUAUCUUCAACCGGAAACGCGACAGUCGUUUUCUCCAUCUCCUCUUCCUUCCUGGACUUGACUUCGUGUCAAUUAGAACCAUCCACUCCCAUUACAUCAUCCCUCAUUUUCAACACAAACAUUUUAAACUUCUACAUUGGGUACCACCUUUCGUAGAAACCGCCAUCCAAUCUUCUUCUACAGCACCCUCUGGACACAACGGAACCCCAGAUUCCAUGGCGACCCAGCUUGUUUAUGCUUCCAAAUACAUCCUACUUUCAGUCAUCACUAUUCUUCUGCUGCUCGCAACUUCGACUCUGGGGAAGCCAAGAGAUCAAACUGUGAGAGUGAUCUGCGGGAAAGAACUGGAGCACAACACCACCGCCUACGUCCCAAACUUUUUUGGUUCCAUGGAAAAAGUUAGACAACAAAUCGGAACUUCAGGAUUUGGAACCGCCGGUACAGGAAUAGGACCUGAUGCCAGCUAUGGGCUUGCCCAAUGCCAUGGAGAUCUCUCACCCCUUGAAUGUGUGCUUUGUCAUUCUCAAGCACGUACGAUGCUUCCCCAAUGCUUCCCUUUUAACGGCGGCCGAGCUUUCAUCGAUGGCUGCUUCCUGAGGUUCGAAAACUAUACCUUUUUCGACGAAUAUAAAGGACACGAAGACACUGCGAUUUGCGGGAACUUGACCCAAAAUGACCCCAACUAUAGACAAGCAGCCACGGCGGCUGUGAUGCAAGUGGUCAAUGGUGCACCAGACAACAGAGGCUUUGCGAAAGCUCGAAUGGCUGUGGCCGGGAUGACAAAUGAGUCCGCUGCUUAUGCUCUGGGUCAGUGCUGGAGAAGUUUGAACCGCAGCUCUUGCAGCUCAUGUUUGCAAAUUGCUUCUGCUUCAAUGUUGCGAUGUUUACCUCGAUCGGAAGGGCGAGCACUGAACACAGGCUGCUUCAUGAGAUAUUCAAAUACAGACUUCCUCAAUAAGGACAUUGAAAAUACUUCCAGAGGUGGCACGAAAACUGAAUUGAUAGUUUCAGUCUUGAGUUCUGUUGUUGUUUUGAUAAUCGGGCUGGCAAUUGGCACUUAUAUUUGGAAGCGCAGAUAUAUACAAAAGAAAAGGAAAGGAGGUUCAACUGAUGUGAAGAAGCUUGCAAAAACUCUUCAAGAUAGUAACUUGGAAUUCAAGUACUCAACCCUUGAAAAAGCAACCAACAAUUUCAGCCUAGAUAACAAGAUUGGACAGGGGGGGUUUGGCUCUGUUUAUAAGGGAACUCUAUCAGAUGGAAGAGAGAUUGCUGUCAAGAGAUUCUUCUUUGAUAACAGACAUAGAGCAGCAGAUUUCUACAAUGAAGUAAACAUGAUAAGCAGUGUCGAACAUAAAAAUCUGGUAAGGUUGCUUGGAUGCAGUUGUUCUGGACCUGAAAGCCUUCUUGUUUAUGAAUUCCUACCAAACAAGAGUCUCGACCGCUUCAUUUUCGAUACCAGUAACAGUAAAGCCCUUGAUUGGGAUAAGAGAUAUAACAUCAUCACUGGAACGGUUGAAGGUUUAAUAUAUCUACAUGAAAAUCCAAAUGUCAAAAUCAUACACAGAGAUAUAAAGGCCAGUAACAUCUUGCUGGAUCUAAAGCUUCAAGCAAAAAUAGCAGAUUUUGGAUUAGCAAGGUCUUUCCAAGAAAGUAAGAGCCAUAUUAGCACGGCUGUUGCAGGAACUCUAGGAUAUAUGGCUCCGGAGUAUCUAGCUUAUGGCCAGUUAUCAGAAAAGGCUGAUGUCUACAGCUUUGGAGUGCUUUUGUUAGAAAUUGUUACAGGAUUGCAAUAUAGUGGCAUUCAAGUCUCCGGCAACAUUGAAAGUCUGGUCACUGCUAUGUGGAGACAUUUUCAAGCAGGCACAGUUGAGAGAUUAUUUGAUCCAAAUCUCAAUCUUCAGAAUCACUAUAACAAGAAAGUAAAAGAUGAGGUAGUGAGGGUGGUGCAUAUAGGACUCUUAUGCAUCCAGGAGAUUCCAUCUCUACGACCAACAAUGUUGAAGGUACUACAAAUGCUGACCAUGGAGGAAGAGCACCUUCCUCCGCCCACCAAACCACCCUUCAUGGACGAGAUGACCAUGGAACUUGAUGAUUCAUGCAAGUACUCACGAUGUUAUUCUAAUACGGAGGGAUCUUCUUCUACUGCCACAGUCGGCCAUAGUUCUUUUUAUCCCAGAUAACUACCAUAAACUGGGGAACCCUUCCAUCUUCCUUACCUAGAGCUCCCAACCCCACUUAAGCAUUCGCAAGAAUGGGAGCAGCUUGCAUUCCUCGCAUAAACUGUCAGUCUCUUGAGCACCACGAAGACAAAGGAUCCAUUAACCAGAGGGUAGCCACCAUGAAGCUUUUAAACAAACUGACAUUUGUAGAUCCAAGGUGAUAGUGUUCUUCAAUAUUUUAGCUUUUCAAUCUCCAUUAUGUAUACAUUCACUUAAUUAAGCUUCAAUGUUUAUAUUGCCCAGGGUUGGGCGGAGAGGCAGAAAUAAACUCUUUACUCGAUCAGAGAGGUUAUAAUUCAAAA